Molecule: messenger RNA, 3789 nt
Organism: Eublepharis macularius
Lineage: Eukaryota; Metazoa; Chordata; Lepidosauria; Squamata; Eublepharidae
Gene: HSD3B7
Product: hydroxy-delta-5-steroid dehydrogenase, 3 beta- and steroid delta-isomerase 7
Exons: 8
Coding region: 106-1209 (367 amino acids)
Biological process (GO): steroid biosynthetic process
Molecular function (GO): 3-beta-hydroxy-Delta5-steroid dehydrogenase (NAD+) activity
Source: RefSeq, a predicted model, not a curated record
CCCCGGCUGGACCCAGGCGUAGAAAAAUCUUCACCGGUUGAAUUGCCAGCUGCUAAAGGCAGAGGCGUGAGUCUAGAAAGCAGCCGGACUUUGGAAGAACUCAUCAUGUCGACAAGCCGAGGCAAGAUCUACCUAGUGACGGGCGGUUGUGGGUUUCUGGGGAAGCACCUGGUCCAGAUGCUUCUGGAAAAAGAGCCCGACCUGGCCGAAGUGCGUGUCUUCGACUUGCUUCUGGAUGAAAGCAUGCAGCUCCUGGACAGAGACAAAGUGAUUCUGAUCAAGGGAAACAUCGGCAACUUGCAAGAAGUGGAGGCUGCGGUGAAAGGAACCCACGUGGUGAUCCAUGCGGCCAGCCUGGUGGACGUUUGGGGUCGAUUCCCACCCGCCAAAAUAAGAGAGGUCAACGUACACGGCACCCAAAAUGUAAUUGAAGCAUGCGUGACGCAAGGCACCCAGUAUCUGGUUUACACCAGCACCAUGGAAGUGGUGGGGCCCAAUGCCAAGGGAGACCCCUUCUACAGGAGAAAGGAAGACUCCGACUAUGAAAUCGUUAACGAUGAACCCUAUCCAACUAGCAAAGCCAAAGCUGAGAAGCUCAUCAUUGAAGCCAAUGGGCGGCCGAUCCAGGGUGGGAAGAAGCUGGUCACUUGUGCCCUACGGCCGACAGGCAUCUACGGGGAGAAACAUCCUCUGAUGAAGGAGUUCUACGAGAAAGGACUGCGCACAAAACGGCGCAUGAUCCGGACCAUCCCGGCCUCUACGGAGCAUGGCAGAGUCUACGUGGGCAACGUGGCGUGGAUGCAUUUGCUGGCAGCCCGAAAGAUGCAGGAGAUUCCCCAGGCUGUUGGGGGCCAGGUUUAUUUCUGCUACGACGACUCCCCUUACAAAAGCUACGAGGAUUUUAACAUGGAGUUCCUGGGGCCCUGCGGCUUCCACCUCCUGGGCUCCCGGCCCCUGCUGCCCUUCUGGCUCCUCUUCUGUAUGGCGUGGUUCAACUUCUUUCUGCAAUGGCUACUGAAGCCCUUCUUCGCCUACGCGCCUCUCCUCAAUCCGUACACCCUGACGGUGGUGAGCACUACCUUCACGGUGAAGACCGACAAGGCCCAGCAACAGUUUGGCUAUCAGCCCCUCUAUACCUGGGAAGAGAGCCGGGACCGGACUGUCCAGUGGUUAAAGGAGAUCGAUGCCCAGAGGCAUGCUGGGAAAUAGCCAUCAUCAGUGAGGGUGGGCAGGAAAUCCUGGCCAGAGUUUCAAGGGGACACGGCUGUAGGUGUUGCUGCCGCCCAAGUAGCUCAGUAAAAAGAGAUUUCCUCCCCAAGCCCUGGCAAAUUUGAAACGGUGUAAUAUCCAGAGGAUGCAGUUGUGUCCAACUGUGGAUCAUCCCAUGCACUUUUCAGCAUUAAUUUUGGAAAGCACAGGACCUGUGCACCUCUCCUUCCGCGUUAGUAAACACAACUUUGUUCUUCUAUUUGUGAAUGCUAUAGUGCAAUGCAAAGUACUGCGAGAGGCUCUUGUUCUCGGCUGCAGCUGAUGAACACAGCUACCUCUCGGGAUUUUGUUCAUAGCAUGUGAAUCUGUCUGGGGUAUUGGUCAAAUGGAUCAGUGCCCAGUUCUUGAAUUCUCGUAAAGUCUGGGAUUUACUUUAGUCCCACGACAUGAAGGAUCUGGUCCUCCAAAAGUCCAGGCUGCCAUCUGCAUCUCACUGGGUACUGUGCUGUUGUUUUGCUACCAGCAGCUGUUUGCAGCUAGACUGCCCUCUUCACACAGGAAAACCCACUUGCAAAUAACUGCCGUGGCACGGCAACAGCGCAGUAUCCAGUGAUGCGAGGACACAGCCAUAGUGAUACUGUUAGCAUUGUGAAUCAGUGCAGGGAAUCCAUGGUUCUGGCAGUGGCCUGAGUUUGGAUUCACAUUAGCAGACAGGGAUGGGGGAAGAAUAGCUCACUUCACUCGGUUUUUCAAAUUUGGACCAUGGUGGAGAGACCGGCAACUAAACUAAACUGAAAAGAUAACUAAAAAGAUAAAGAGUCUGCUCCUUAGGGUGGUGGGGAUAGAUGUUGAAAACGCACUCAACCAGAGCCAAAGUACAAUUUCUCUAGGUCCAGUACAAACCUACCUCCACCCCACCACCACGAUCUCAUGAGUCAUGAAAGAAAAUCUGGCAUAAUUGCAAGUAGACCCUAAUGGUGAUGGGCCAGCGGGACUUCUUCUAUCAUUGCAGAGUUCCAUGUGCUUUGUUUUUAAAGGAAGAUAUAAAGAGGGCAAGAAUGGAAAGAAUGGUGUUGGGCACAGGCUUAGGUGGCUUUAAAAGCCCAUCAGACCAGUCGGUGGCCAAGGAGAGGUCUAAGAGGCGUCUCCAUGUGUAGCUAAGGGCCUCGACUCGUAGGUGCUGGGACCAAUUGCAGAGGAGGACCUCCCUUUUGCUUCCUGGAGGCAUCCUGACCUCAGAUGCUAGAUGAGCUGGAGUUCAUUAAGGAGUUCAAAAUGAACCCACUUGGAGGCGAUUCAUCAGCAGACAUGGUCUCAGGCACCGAAUGUCUGGUUCCGAGGUGUACAGUUUGGAUUGGUUUUUAACUAUGCAUCUCAGCAGUGUGUGUGCACCUGCCUCUUUCUGCAGUUAUCCCGUUAGAAUAAUUCAACAGAGUCCAGUUCUUGUUUUAGCGAGGUUGCACAUUCAUUACCCUGGACCCUGUGCACGUGAUCCGUUCUCAGGACGCGCUCCUGCCCCUGUGCUUUCCCCCCCAUUGCCUUGGCCAAUCUGAUUGCUCUUCUCUAACGGGGCAAGAAGUUGGGCAGGAUCUGAUGUUACAUCGUUCCUCUCCCAUGGCAACGGGAACACAUCCAAACAAUCCAUUCCACCACACUUGAAACCCAGUCCCAGUAUUUCUUUCCUACCCGGGAAGCAACUCUGUCAUCUGAACUGGUUCCAGAGCAUUAUUAAGGACCGACAUCCACAUUUUGCUCUUACCCAGCCAGUCAUCUGAGUGAGCAAACAGGAUGUGCUUGUUAUGACAAUGCAGAGGAGUGCACUUUUAAUUUAAUUUCAGUUAUCACACUGUCUUGCCCUGAGGUUUUAAAAUUAUUAUUUUUAUUAUUAUUAAUAUUAUUAGUGGCUUUCACACAGCAGGAAUGAGAGCAGACCAGGCAACUCACCACUGCGGCCAAUGUCUGCCUGAGGCCAAGGGAGUCUUUGCUUUGGAUCCUUUUUCAGUGCUGAGGCUCAGAACCUGAGAUGCAAGGGGUGGGACUUGGAUUCUAAGGGGCGGGGCCUAGCAGGGAGGCGGAGGGUGGUACUGACCAAUCCGGAGAAGAGCCUGGUGGCGUCUUGUGCUUCAGGGUGGAGCCUGAUAAGUAUGAGGGCGGAGCUAAGGAGUUGUAUCUUACCAGCUUUUCCACUGAUGAAAGACGGAAGAGGGGAUCCCUUUUGAUCACAGAAAAGACUGUGCUGAGCAUCGUAGGAGCCCUGCGGAUAAAAACCAGUUGGCUGCAGUGAGGAAAGGAAUUCUGUGGGGAAACGAUUAAGGCAUAACCCAGUAAUUCUUCACCUUGCGAUUUUAAUUCCUUCCCCUGGAAACCUGGAAGAGGAGGCUGAAAUUCGCUCGAACUCUGUGAGCCGGCUAGCCCUAAACAGAUCAAUAAUACUGCUUUUAGCUCACUAGUAUGUAUGAGAGAUUCUGUUCCAGACUCGUAUGAAAUUCAAAGGCACAUUCCUUGGAACAGCAGUUAUUGGCUGUGUAGAGUUUUAUUAAUUUAAACAUUAAGUGAUUAAAGGAAUAUUUUACAACUGUG